Messenger RNA from Solanum stenotomum, 1613 nucleotides. RefSeq names its product probable fatty acyl-CoA reductase 4. Gene Ontology annotation, biological process: suberin biosynthetic process; long-chain fatty-acyl-CoA metabolic process. Gene Ontology annotation, cellular component: intracellular membrane-bounded organelle. Lineage: Eukaryota; Viridiplantae; Streptophyta; Magnoliopsida; Solanales; Solanaceae. Bases 49 to 1524 code for a protein of 491 amino acids. Gene Ontology annotation, molecular function: alcohol-forming very long-chain fatty acyl-CoA reductase (NADP+) activity. The transcript is spliced from 10 exons. The record is from RefSeq and is a predicted model, not a curated record.
UUUUGGUCUUCUAAAUUAGCCACAAAAAAAAAAAAAAAAGCUUAGGUGAUGGAAUCACGUACAAUAGAGCAGUUCCACGGCAAGACUAUUUUGAUUAACGGUGCUACCGGUUUCCUUGCAAAGAUUCUUGUGGAGAAGAUACUUCGAGUUCAACCAAAUGUGAAGAAACUCUACCUUCUCAUAAGAGCUUCAGACAACAACUUUGCUAGACAACGCUUUAUCAAUGAGGUUGUAAUGUCUGGAUUAUUUAAUGUUAUAAGGGAAAGGAUGGGUACAAUAUAUCUCAGCUCUCUGGUGGAGGACAAGGUGCUACCAAUUUCAGGUGACAUCUCAAAAAAAAAUAUGGGAAUUAAAAACUCUCAAUUGAGAGAGCAUAUGUUCAAAGAAAUUGAUAUAAUCAUAAACUCUGCUGCUACCACCAACUUUGAUGAGAGAUAUGAUAUUGCAAUGAAUAUAAAUGUAGUGGGGGCCAAGAAUGUCCUCAAGUUUGCUAAGAGUUGUAAAAAAGUAAAAAUGCUUCUUCAUGUAUCUACCGCUUAUGUUUGCGGCAAAUCAACAGGAAUAUUAUCAGAAAAAUCGUUUGUUAUGGGUGAGACGCUCAACAAAAACUCUUAUUUGGAUAUGGAUAAGGAAAGGAGCGUGAUAGCAAUCAAAUUUAAGGAACUUAGAGCUCAAAAUGCGACAGCAAAAGAAUUGACAAUAGCUAUGAAAGAACUCGGCCUACAAAGGGCAAGGUUACAUGGAUGGAAAAACACAUAUUCUUUCACAAAAGCAAUGGGAGAGAUGGUUUUGGGACAUUUGAAGGGGAAUCUACAGGUUGUUAUCAUACGUCCAACGAUUAUAACUAGUACCUACAAAGAGCCAUUUCCUGGAUGGAUUGAAGGAGUGAAAACAGUGGAUUCAUUUCUUUUAGCUUAUGGAAAAGGUGCACUGAAAUUCUACCAUGGUGAUCCUUACUCAAAACUUGAUGUGAUUCCAGGAGAUAUGGUGGUGAACGCAAUCCUUGCUGCGGUUAUAACACAUGAAAAUCAACAUUCUGAAGAAGUAGUUAUUUAUCACAGCAGCUCAUCUUUAAACAAUCCUCUAAAAAUUUCAGACUUCGUGCUUUACUUGUUUCACUACUUCUCGAAAAAUCCAUGGGCUAAUAAAGAUGGGAAAACUAUCAAAGUGAAGGCUCCUAUGCGUCCAUUUAGCAGCAUGACUAGCUAUCACAAACACAUUUCAACUCAUUAUUUGCCACUGUUAAAGAUGUUAAAGUUUGUGAAUCAAGUGUCAUGCCAUCGCUUUGACAAAACCUAUAUACUUAUGAAAAAGAAGAUAUAUAAGGCUAUACGUCUCACUGAACUAUACGAACCCUACGUGUUUUUCUUUGGAAGUUUUGAUGAGGUUAAUACUGAAAAAUUAAGAUUGAGAAUGAAGGAAAUCAACAUGGAUGAAGUGCUUAAUUUUGACCCACGUUGCAUCAAAUGGGAGGAUUACUUUAUGAAUGCUCACAUUCCUGGUGCUGUGAAGUACCUCUUCUGAGGAUUAUGCUUAAGCUUUUAAUUUGUGUGUACUUUUUAUGCAAUAUUUUCGUGUCUAAAGUUAAUAAAAGUGAUAUUAAUUUGGGUUUU